Molecule: messenger RNA, 1482 nt
Organism: Saccharomyces eubayanus
Lineage: Eukaryota; Fungi; Ascomycota; Saccharomycetes; Saccharomycetales; Saccharomycetaceae
Gene: ADY4
Product: Ady4p
Exons: 1
Coding region: 1-1482 (493 amino acids)
Source: RefSeq, a predicted model, not a curated record
AUGAGUAUAGACGUCGAUUAUCAAUUUUUUAAAAAAAGUUUAAGAAAAGAGUUUAAGAAAACAACAAAGAUCAUUUUAAAGUUACAAGAAUACGAUGGUAACGUAUUGAGAGAUUUUCUGGCUCUCUAUAUACCAUACAACGCAGUUUUUUAUAACCUUGUUAUUAUGCAAAAGGGGUCAUCUUUGAGAAUUCAAACCAAUUAUCUGUUCAAACUAGAAUUGAGCAAGAUUUUAAACUUUAAUCUUGCAAUGGGCCCAAAACAUAUUAUCAAGAUACUGAAAAAAGAGAAGGUCGACCUGGAAACGAUAAACAGACUAAAAUUGGUGCUGUAUAUAAAAUUAUUCCAAGGAAUAUUUAGCCAUGUGGAUGAAAACUAUAACCUGGCAUUCCAAUCGUUUCGCUGGUGUUUACAAUUCAUUGCGUACUCAAAAAGAGCAAAAUUAUUUACAAGCAUUCAAGGUGAACAAAUUUGGAAAUUUUAUGAACUUUGUGAACUAUUUGUGUCCUUACUGUGUUGCCAUUGCUUCCUGAUUGAUUUGAAAGAGAACAAAGAAUUGGUAGGCGAUAAUCUAAAAAACUUUAUAAAACGACAAAACUCCGGCUGUUCCCACGACUUUGAUUUGAAUGAGGAAAAGAAAUCGCUCCAAUGGCAUCGGACAUUGGAUGAGAUAGAUGUUAUUGACGCAUUAUACUGCGCUAGUUUCGACUCAAUGGAUAAGUGUACUCUCGAGUUUUCAAAAGCUAAUGAGAACUUUGUGUUAAGUCAGUUUUUCCAGCAUUGUGCAGAAAUUGAGGAGAUGCUAGCCAUCUUGAAAAGUAAAAUUUGGGAGUGUGAGAGUGACGAAUUCGGUUUCAAGAUUGGGUUGUUGAUAAACAAUAACCAUAUGAAUGAAAUGAUUCAAAAAAACAUCUUGUCGAUAACUUUCAAACUUGAUAAGGAUCCUCAAAUUAUAUUUUGCUUAAAUAAAAUUUUACAGGGUUUAUUACUUUCAUCAGGGGUUCAAUUCAAAGUUAUCCAAUUCUUUUACGUAUUAAAACUAUACUAUAUGCAAGAUGAUGAAUCCUCAGAAGAAACCCCAUCCAGAAUGGAUAAGUUGACCAUUGAAUGCCUGACUAUUGUUGAGAACCUGAUUGAUGCCUGUGACAACCCUGAUGAAGUAUCGGAUUUUCAAUUACCCAAAGUACUUUUAACCUCUAUGCAAGGAAAAUUACUUGUUGCCGAAAAAACUUUUGAAGGUGAUGACGCUUCAGAAACUAUUGAUGGUUACCAUCCUCAUAUUUAUCAGUUUAAACAUCCUAAAAUAUUGAUAGAUAAAAUGAAAUCAAAAUUUAAGGAGAAAUUGCACCUAGAUUCAUUUCAAGAUCAAGAAACAGAUGACUACUGGAUUGAGUACUGGAAAUACUGCUAUCAGGAUAAUAUAGGAAAUAUACCUGAAACGUUGUCAUAUGCCUACGAAGCCUUCAUCGAAGCCGGCACUUGA